CAGCGGAAGCCUCCCGUAUCCCUGGAAAGCACAGUGUUCCUCGAUUAUAUCUUCCAUACCUCGUGGUUUUCCAUUGAAUAUCCUCAGUGUUUCUCGGCUUUCCAUAGCAACCCUUCCCCUUGAUCACAAAUAUUGUUUUCUAGCAUCACAAUUCAUUCGCCACUCCCAUCUUUAGUCACUGAUCUAUCCCCCUUGAAAGGCAGUCUCGAAACUAUAUAUAUGCCAUCUGUGUUUGCCUCUCGUCGUUGAAAUUACUCUCAGACAUCCCGCGAAGGUGCAGACGUACCGUACAUAUCAGAGACAUUCCCCAGUCUAGACGCAUCAGCCUCAGACAUACAGCAUCCCCAACUGCAAGAGACACCCUCCUGUGUCUCACUCAUCAGCAAAUCUUUGACUGAAUGUCUGACGACAUCGUCCGACGCUCUCCAUCCGACAUGCGCACCAUCUCCAGCGCCUCCAGUACCGCAGACAUGAGUGACGACCGCCGUCUACCACCCCUACCACGGGUGGAGCCCUUGCCCCGGGGACCUUUCAACCCCUUCACUUCCAACAUUUUUGCUCCGAGCCCGCCUACGUCACACGAAACUUUCCCUGUCAGAUCACCUUGGCCAUCGGCAGAGCAUAUGGUGGCACCUCCAUCCCCGGCGACCUCCGCUGAUAGCUCUUGGCCGGAGCCUUUGCCCUCGCAGAAAGUUCUCGAGUGGCACCAGGAGCUCUCUCACAAUGAAAUCCUGAGUCUAAUCAUGCCUAAACACAUCAACCGCAAGCCACCACUGCAGCAACUAUGUGGCCGCAAGCGGAAGGGAAACAUGAUUACGGCGGACUCGGACGAGCAGAGGGAGAAGCACAGAAUUGCCGAGGGUAACCGCCGCAAGAACCUCAGCCAGUUGCACCGCGAACUCGACAGUCGCCUCCACGAUUUCUUCCUUGAGCGAGCAGGUUGGAAUCCAUCCAAGAGUCUCCCUGAAUCGAAAGAGCAUAUUGUGCAGGCCGCUAUAUUUCUCAUUGACUUCAUGCUUGUGAUCAUUAUUCAUCUGAUCCACCAGGAAAAUGAGCCGCCGCGUCACCUUUCGAAAAAGCUGCAGACCCAACUCCGUUGCAUGCAGCUGCAGCAAACGGUGUCCCACCUACAGCAACAGAAUCAGAGCCUCCAACAGCAAGUCAAGACCCUGAAGCAAGAGAAUCAGAUGUUGGAGGAGCGCAAUCAGACGCUUGAGUUUCAGCUGAAGACGUAUGAGCACAUGUUCCGCACCUCCAAGAGCGAGCACAUGGCCCCUCAGCCGAUGCCAAAUCCAGCAGAGCCCAAGCCACGGAACAUGCUCCCUGGCUUGAGGGUGUUCUGUGACGAGAUUGCUGUCAAUGGCCCUGAGUCUCGGUUGGAGCACAUUCCCGCUGCAGCAACGCAGUCAUUUGGUCACUCUUACCCGGGGAACACUCCCCCCGUCACCGGCCCCUCGUCACCGAUGUUCACUCAGGCAUCUUACUCGGUACCGGCAUCACGACGCCCAUCGCUCAACCCGUCGCCCUGAUCGACUUGAGCGCGCCGCGUCAACGAACAGCUGCGAGCGCUGCACUCAGCAGUCAAAUUUAGAAUUGCAUAUAGAGACUGGUACAUACUGCAGUCGCAAAUCCGUCACCACCCUUUUCAACUGUGUUUCUUUCUAGCAUAGCCGGAGCGUUUUUCAUCGACAUACACUGGCAACAUCAGAGCUUGCAUAUUGAUUUAUUUAUUACUUUGUCGAGUACGGGAUCCACGUGACGAGGCCUUCCUUCUCUGUCUGGUGUCAGCUGAUUUCGAGAGUUGUGUGGUGUACAUCAAAAGAAAAGGUCGUUCGGGGUGCAUGAGCAUGGCAUUUCUCAUGGAGUUUGUACAAGUUCCUCCAUUGUUUAUAUUGUCUAUAUCGAGAGAGGCUACACGGGGUAUCAUUUGUGGGCUUCAUUUCUGGCGUGAAACGGGAUCUAUCUGGGAACCAUCUUGUGAUUUACUGAGUUUAGAAGCAUUUGUAUACAUACAUGAUCAUUUU
This is a messenger RNA of Aspergillus aculeatus ATCC 16872, 2024 nucleotides long. RefSeq names its product putative HLH DNA binding domain protein. Lineage: Eukaryota; Fungi; Ascomycota; Eurotiomycetes; Eurotiales; Aspergillaceae. The transcript has 2 exons. The coding region runs from base 435 to 1529 and encodes 364 amino acids. The record is from RefSeq and is a predicted model, not a curated record.